AUGAAGCUCGCCGUCUUUUCCACCCAACCCUACGACCGCACCUACCUCACCCAGGCCAUCGAAGCCCACAACACCUCCAACCCCCCCACUCCCCUCGAACCCCACUUUCACGCCCUCCCCCUGAGCCCCGCCACCACCCACCUCGCCGCCGCCUGCCCUGCCAUCUGCGUCUUCGUCAACGACGACGUCUCCGCCCCGAUCCUCACUGCCCUCCACGCCGCCGGCGUCCGCCUCAUCCUCCUCCGCUGCGCCGGCUUCAACAAUGUCGACAUCCCCACCGCCACCGCGCUGGGCGUGCGCGUGGCGCGCAUGAGCGCGUACAGCCCGGAGAGCGUGGCGGAAUUCGCGCUCGCGCUGACGCUGACGCUGAAUCGGAAGACGCAUCGCGCGUUCAAUCGAGUGCGGGAGGGGAACUUCGCGUUGGCGGGGCUGGAGGGGUUUCGGAUGUAUGGGGCGACGGUGGGGUUGCUGGGGACGGGGAAGAUCGGGCUGUGCGCGGCGCGGAUCUUCAAGGGGUUCGGGUGCCGGGUGUUGGGGUAUGAUCUGUUUCCGACCGAGCGGUUUACCGAGCUUGGGGGGGAGUAUGCGUCGUUGGAGGAGGUGCUGAGGGUGUCGGAUAUUGUGAGCCUGCAUUGUCCGUUGAUCGACGCAGGGACGAGGCAUAUUAUCAACGCGGAGACGCUGGCGAUGAUGAAGCCAGGGGCCAUGUUGGUGAACACCUCUCGCGGCGGGCUCAUCGAUACCGCCGCCGUCAUCACCGCGCUCAAGAAGAAAACUCUUGGCUCCCUCGCCAUGGACGUCUACGAAAUGGAAUCCUCUCUCUUCUACGUCGACCACUCUGGCGAGAUCCUCGACGACGACGUCUUCGGCCGCCUGAUGACCUUCCCGAACGUGCUGAUCUGUGGGCACCAGGCGUUCUUCACAAAGGAGGCGCUGCAGGAGAUCGCGGAUGGGACGUGCCAGAAUUUUCAGGACUGGGUUGUCGGGACGAAGUCGCCGAAUGUGGUGGUGGAGGGGAGGGCGUUUGGUUCAUGAAGGGGUGGGCUGGGAAGCUUGCUUGGCUUGAAUGGGAGAGGCGAGGCUCCUGUGAUGUUUUGAGUAUGGAUGGACACGUCAUUGUGGUGAUGACAUUUGUAUCCGUUAGCGAUGAGCGUUUGAUCGUGAUGUUGGAAUUCGUAGAAUAGAUAUAAUCCACGUGGAGGAACGUCCCUCAAAUCUUAUUCGAUAUUUUGAAUUUUCAUCUUUGAAGGCUAUCAAGGUCAUCUCAGACCCAUGCAACUACAUUCGG
Messenger RNA from Eremomyces bilateralis CBS 781.70, 1288 nucleotides. RefSeq names its product D-lactate dehydrogenase. Gene Ontology annotation, molecular function: NAD binding; D-lactate dehydrogenase (NAD+) activity. Lineage: Eukaryota; Fungi; Ascomycota; Dothideomycetes; Eremomycetales; Eremomycetaceae. The record is from RefSeq and is a predicted model, not a curated record. The transcript is spliced from 3 exons. Bases 1 to 1035 code for a protein of 344 amino acids.